AUAUUACUGAUAUCAGUACCGCUAUCACUACUCGUUACCUGAAACCAAGCUCAGUCUCUUUUACUAAAUCAGACAAAUCGGUACAAUUUACUUCUGGAUAUUGAAAAUGCGGAAUGAAUCGUAUCUCGGUCGUGUUUUUGCUUUCCCAAAGUUGAUCGUUUUCUGGUGCCUUCUUGUUCUACUGACCAGUCACAUAUCAGCACAAGUUGAAAAUGAAACGUUCGAGAGUGUAUUCGGACUGGAUAGACUGGAUAAUAAGGAAUCGACGUACCCAGAAAUUAACAAGAAUACCGGACAAAUAUAUCCGAUAGAAACGCAAGAUUUAUCCGAGGUAGUGGACUUGAACAGAGAUGGAGAUGACUACAAGGAAGGAAUGGAGAAAGGAGCGGAAGAUGUUCCAGACAAUACCAGUGACAACCACGACGAAAAAAAUAUACCUGAGGGUAAAAUCAUGUCUUCGUCAGGUUUCUCUAAGAAAAUGAUCGGAAGAAAGAAUGAGAAGUAUGUGAGGUACGACUCCGAUUUACCGGAGGCAGACAGAUACGCGCCUCGUCCGGAUGAUUCAGUUUCAAAUUAUGUCUUAACAGAGACUAGACUGAAAGAAAUUCGAUCAGAAUUCAUGUAUUGGUACUUCGACAAGGGUGGUAUCGAUGACGAAGGCGAUUAUCAAAAAGAAAUCCAAGCUUCGACGCCACAAGUACACAAGAAUUUCAAUUUUCAAUUACCAUUCUUUGGCUUCAGAUUCAAUUACACCAGAGUAUCAAUGAAUGGCUUCCUAGAAUUUAGCGAUCCUCCGAUACAUUACACAUAUCCUCUCGUAUUCCCGAUCAAAGAUUGGCCAAGAAAGAACGAUCCUAGUUUUAUAGGGAUAUUUUUCAGUAAAUGUCGCAUAGGAGAAAUAAGACCAACCGACAUAGAUCAGAGGAGACCGGGUGUAUACUUUAGACUGGAACGAGAUUUACAGAGGAGAACAGAUCAAUUUGGCGUCGAAAUGCGUGAACGCCUCAAAUGGGAUAUCCGCGAAGGAAUUAUUGGUACAGAGGCCUUCGACCCUAAACACGCGGUCAUAGUAACGUGGAAAAAUAUGUCCUUCACUGGUGGUAUCGAUAAUUCCCUUUACAACACGAACACGUUUCAAAUGGUCCUGGCCACAGAUGAAGUGAACACCUAUGUCAUAUUUAAUUACCUGAAUAUUCAAUGGAGCAGUCACACAGAAGCUGGUGGUGAUACAAUGUAUGGAGAAGGUGGAGUCCCAGCAUUUGUCGGUUUUAACGCUGGAAAUGGCACACGAAGCUACGAAUACAAGCCCUUCUCUCAAAUGUCGACGAUUCGCGAUUUAACCGGAAGAGGAUGGGCGAACGGUUUUCCAGGACGUCAUAUGUUUAGGAUAGAUGAAAACAUAAUGCCUGCAGUUUGCAAUAAAGAUAUUUCUGGAGCAAAUUUGCCUCUUGUGUUUGCACCUGAAAGCGGAAACAUGUUAGGCGGUACCAUCGUGAAUAUUACUGGUCCGUGUUUCAAUGAGACUGAGAAAAUUCGAUGUAUGUUCGAAAGUGAGUGGGUGAUAGGUACUGUAGUGGACAAAAAUCGAGCAAUAUGUGUUCAACCAUUCGUGAAGGCACAAGGAUAUAUUCGAUUCGCGAUUAGCAUUGGUGACAGUAAAACAUACAAUUGGAAGGGAAAAUAUUUCAUUGAAACCCCAGCUACAGCGACCGAGAAAAUCUUUGUGUCCAAUAGCGUUCACGAAGCAUAUCCAGCUGAAAUAAAAAUUACUUGGGAUCGAUACAAUUUAACCAGCAAUUUGAACGCGGGAGUACAAAUAUCUUUGUGGGGAUAUCGUGAGACGAAAACUACUCCCGAAUUUGAAUACAUCACUAAUUUGGAGACAGCAUAUACGAAUUUGGGUAGCUAUAUUAUAAGACCAGCAGCAUACCGUGACUUAAGCAAUCCUUAUCAGCAAGACAUGACUUUCGGUUUUCUCCAGCUCAAUUUAACAGAUCCGCAGCAACAAACUGGCCUUAACAUCACGCCGAGCCUAUGGAGUAGACCAAUUCCAUUAGCCUGGUACUUUGCUCCACAAUGGGAAAGAGGAUAUGGAUCAAAAUGGCCUCAACGACUUUGCGACAAGUGGAUCAUGAACGACAGAUAUUUGAAAAAUUUUGCGGCGGAAAUAUCUCUGUGUCCGUGUACUUUAAAACACGCGUUAAAUGACAAAGGUCGUUUCCUUCCGGAUUACGAUUGCGAUAAAGAUUCGAAUUUGGAUUGCAUGUAUAAUAUGCAUGCGCAUCAUUGUGUGAGAACAGGGGCGCCAAACAUGGAUGGUUCUGAGCAGCAAUGUUGCUACGAUAAAAAUGGCUAUCUAAUGUUGACUUACGAUCAGCAAUGGGGUUCGAGACCACAUAGGUCCCACAACUUAGGAUAUUAUCCAUGGGACGAGGCGAACAAAGUACCAACUCUUUCUCAUUGGUACCACGACAUAAUACCAUUCUAUAUGUGUUGUAUGUGGCAAGAAGAACACGCAGUCGGUUGUGAAACGUUCAGAUUUGAAAGACGACCAAGUCAAGAUUGUAUCGCUUAUCAGUCCCCAGCUAUCGCGACGGUGUUUGGUGAUCCUCAUAUUGCAACAUUCGAUGGCUUGGAAUAUACCUUUAAUGGAAAGGGAGAGUUCGUUUUAGUACGUGUGAAUAAUAUAAAAGAUAAGCUUGACGUGCAAGGUAGAUUCGAGCAGUUGCCGAAUAACGUGUACGGUGAAGUUAGGGCUACGCAAUUGACAUCUGUAGCAGCAAGAGGAAAUAACUCAGCAACCAUAGAAGUUCGAUUAAGGCCAAAACACUCGCAAUGGAGAUAUCGCCUCGAUGUCUUCGCCAAUAAUCGUCGAGUAUACUUCGAUAGGCCAUCCAUAAAAUUCCAACAUUUUACCGGCGUUGUGGUUUAUACACCCACGUACAUUUUAAAUCAGAGUGAAGUGAUCAUCAUGUUUGAUACUGGUGCAGGUGUGGAAGUAAUCGAAAACGAAGGAUACAUGUCAGCCAGAGUUUACCUGCCCUGGACGUACUUGAACAAAACCAGUGGUCUAUUUGGAAAAUGGAACUUUGACAUUGCGGACGACUUGACAAAUCCGGAUGGACAACAAGUAGCAGCGUCCAAUUUGAACCACUUUGAGGCUGUACAUAAAGACUUUGCCAUUCAUUGGAUGUUGGAAGAUAAAGAAGAUGACGAUAAAGGAGGCCCAUUGUUCACCAGAGAAUUUGGCAGAACUGCGAGUUAUUAUUCGAAUAGAACCUUCGAGCCCGAAUGGCGUAAGACGCCUGCAGAGAUACUACCUUCAAACAGGUCGUACGAUAUACAACGAGCUGCUGAUCUGUGUGGACAAUCAUAUCAGUGUCAAUAUGACUACGCAAUGUCGCUCAAUCGUGAUAUGGCUCAUUUCACGAAAAAUUAUUACAACACGUACACUGAAAUAAGGGAUAUCAAUAUAAAUGAACGAGUGGUAUCAUGCGGUGUAUUGGAGACGCCACGCUUCGGACGCAAGAGUAACUUCUUCUUCGUGCCAGGUACGAAGGUAACUUUUGAAUGCAAUCAGGACUUUAUAUUGGUUGGCGAUCAACGACGUGUAUGCACUCCCGAAGGUCGUUGGAACGUGCCAGAGUACGGAUAUACGGAGUGUCUACGUCAACAGGAAUAUAGUUCUCGUCAAGCAGGUAUCACAGCUGGUAUAGUACUUGCUUGCCUAAUACCAGUUAUAGUACUGAUUAUCUUUGUGGCAUCCAGACUUCUAAAGAAACAGAAAGAACAAAGAGAACAGGAGGAAGCAUUGCAUAGAGCGAGAAACACAGAGCUCCAAAGAUUACGCAAGCUCAAAGAUGAACAAGAACCUACUUCAUACACCAGUAAAGCAACAGAAAUAAAUUAAACAAUGGACGUAUUUUUAUACAAAUUUUUUUUAUAACUUGUUUCAUAUCAUUGCACAUUGUAUUCUUAUCAUUUACUCACUUCAAGACUUAGUUAUAUUUAUUUUAGAAAAAUAUAUCUAAUACAUAAGAUAAUUUCCGUACAACUACUUUUAUAGUUAUUGUUCAGAUUAUGUUUAGUUAGUAGCUAACGUGACAUAAAAUAUUUGUUUUACAGUGCAGCUUAAAGAUCCAUUUUUUCUCUGUUAGAUUACAUUUUAUGACAUAAAUCUUCUGCAUAAGGUGGAAAGCAUAUUUAAUAUAGUAUUUUUAUAUUAAUGUUAAUGUUAAUUGUACAUGUACAAUAUUCGAUACGCAGGAUAUCCCAUUAAUUUUCUUAUGAGGUGAUAUCUCCGUUACUGCUAAUGAUACCUGAAAAUGACAAAGCAACAGAUUGUUUGGUUCGGAGAGACAAAUAUUAUGGAGAACAAAAAUUUUUUCUUAACGUAACACUUUUCGAGAUUUCAAACUCAUCGAUGUUUUUUUUUUAUAAAUUGAAUCAUAUAUUUCUUAAUGAAAAGGACAAGGAAAACAAAUAUAAAUACAAUACCUCACGUCUUUUCUUGUCUUUUGUAUGAUAAGUUUCAUAAAAUAAAAUUUAAAAUAUCUAUUAAUUUUUUAUAGAGACUCUGGAACUGGAUCGAUUAAUAUAUUAAAAAAUAUAUUUAAAAAUGCUUGUUUAUCAUCCUAUUUGUCUUUCUAAACCAUAUAGUUUGUCGCUGUGUCAUUUUUACGUAUCAUUAAAAGUAACUGAGAUAUCGCUUUAUAAUAGAGUUAAUAGGAUACUCUGUGUAUGUAUGUAUAAUUAGAAUUUUAUACAAUCAACAAAAUAUAUAAAUGGGUUAUGAAAUAUAAUUUUUAAGAUAUUUUAUAAAAUUUUAUAAAAUAAAAAAAAUGACAUUUAAAUAUCACAUAUAAUUAUCAAAUCGCGAUCAUACUUCCAUAAAUACAACAAUACUAUUAUUUUACCGCUUUAUCUGUUAAUGUAAUGUACAGUGCUAUAACUGUGAUGUACAUACAAUCGAAGGUUGUAUUAUGCAUAGUUCAAUGAACUUAGAUUAAUAUAAGUAUUAAGAAUAUAUAUAUAUAUAUAUAU
Messenger RNA from Bombus terrestris (buff-tailed bumblebee), 5043 nucleotides. It is a transcript of the gene mesh, whose product is annotated as protein mesh. The transcript is spliced from 16 exons. Gene Ontology annotation, biological process: cell-matrix adhesion. The coding region runs from base 107 to 3910 and encodes 1267 amino acids. Lineage: Eukaryota; Metazoa; Arthropoda; Insecta; Hymenoptera; Apidae. The record is from RefSeq and is a predicted model, not a curated record.